CACCAACAACCAACUCGCCAGUUGGCCGACUCGCACAGGACACGUCGCAGCCGCGAAAGCACAACAAAAUAAAGAGGCCGAUUAAGUGUCAAAAGGGAUGGCGAAAUGAGCAGAGGGCAAUUGCAGGGCCGUUCCGGGCAGUGAUCCGGCUGAAUGGGAGAAAAGUCGUCCGAGCACCUGCUCAGGGUCGACUCGGCCCUCGCCGAUCAGGACGUGCUGUGGUCCAGGUCAGAGCGUCGGCGAUGGCUGCUGACAAUGAGUCUGGGCACGUGCGCCCUGUACGCGAGCAGGUUGUCCGUGCCACUUGUGAUGCCCGCCAUGGCCAACGAGCAACAAUGGACCAAGACCGAGACCGGCGUCGUCCUUUCCUGCUUCUUCUGGGGCUACACGCUCACCCAGGUGAUCGCAGGGUACAUGAGCGACCGUUUUGGAGGGGAAAGGGUUAUCAUUUUAGCAGGUUUGAUGUGGUCGUUGGCCACACUGGCCAUACCGCCAGUGGUCAGGUGUUACAGCCACCCUGUUUCCUGGAGUCUCAUUCUACUCAGGGUCAUGCACGGCGCCGCUCAGGGUUUUCACUUUCCGAGCCUGUCUAGUCUGUCCAGCAGACGGCUAAGCGUGCUUGAGCGCGGACCUUUCUUUAGCAUCGCCACCUGCGGCAGCGCUUUCGGGGCCAUUCUGGCCGCCACCGCCGGUUCGGUGCUCCUCACCUUUUUCGGCUGGCCCGAAGUUUUCAGAUUAAUCGGGGUGUGCGGACUGGCGUGGGUUUUGCAGCUCCGCUCGACCAUCAAGUGCACGCAGCGGCAGAGAACCUUUAUCCUGCUGCCGCCCAAACCCUCGCCCAAGGACGAAGAAAGAUCUGUCGGAGAAUUGCCCAUCGACGAGUGGCACGUCAUUCUUGCCAGCUCCCCUUUCUGGGCCGCAGCGAUUGCUCACGCAUGUCAAAAUAACGCCUUCUACAUCAUGUUUUCGUGGUCACCCAUGUACUUCCACGAAAAUUUCCCAAACGGAAAGGACUGGAUUUUUAACAUUGUUCCGUGGGUCUUUUUAAUUCCUGCCACCUUCCUGGGCCGCGAACUGUCUGAUCGGCUGCUAAUGCGAGGAUUUUCGGUCACCAACACGCGCAAAAUCGUCGAAGGCACCUGUCUCGGCGUCCAAGCCUUUGGACUCUUGAUCAUGCGUACUUUCAAUUUAAGUGAAAAAAAAAAUGAUUUUUCAAUUUGUUCAUCUUCAGCCUUCAUGAAGAAUUUUUGGAUGGCGGUGUUUUGCUCAACUUGCGUAAUCGCGAGCUCAGGACUGCACAACAACGCGGUCAUGGUGAAUCCGCAAGACCUGGCGCCGAACCUGGCCGGCUCGGUUUUUGGCCUCAUGAACACCGUCGGCGCAAUUCCAGGUUUCGUGGGAGUUUACUUUGCAGGCUACAUUCUGGAGGUGACUGAUAGCUGGGCGCAAGUUUUUAUCACCACCGCCCUGAUAAACUUGGCCGGCUGCGCUCUUUAUUUGCUCUACGGCAGCGGCGAGCGAGUGGUUUGAAUGCGGAAAAAAUGAGUAUUUUUCGAGCAAACGUGGCUUAACUAACAUAAUUGUUUAUUUAUUGUUGUAUUUUUGUGAUAUUGAUUUUGAGUGCAAGGCUGCGUAAGAUUUUUUUACUAUAAAUAUAAAUAAAUCAACUAAAAAAACAGAAAUAUGAAUAUUUUUAUGCAUAAGUGCAUAAUUACUAUGAAGGCAUCGGUUUUCCCAGGUUUUAAAGCUUUAAAAACAUAUUACCUUAAGUUUUUCCCCAAGAAACUCUGACGCGUUUUCAUAAAGAUAUCUUACGAGUUUUAUCUAAUCUGUUCCUUAUUUGGGGAUUUCUCAAGGAAUUCUAGCGGGAUUUAUUAUGACGCUGGCACGAGUCUUACGACCCUUUUUUGUGCAAACACGACUGCAGCCAGGGAUCUGAUUAUGAGCAAUAAAUAAAAAGAACGAAAUAAUUUCGUACUUGUUUUCUGCUGAAUAUGGCGAUUGCUAUAUUUUUAAUUGAAUUACAUUGCGUUGUAAAUGCCAGACUGUUUGAGAGUUUAACAGAUCUCUGAGGAAUUCAAAUCCUUAGUUUCCCUUUAAAGGCUGUCAGCAAAGUUAGCAAGUCAAGAUGACAAAAGAUGCGGUUAUUUAGAUAUUAUGUGGAACAAAACGUACCAAUUUUAAUGAAGAAAAAGAAGUUCUUAAUGCAACUUUUCUGCACUCAGUCAGAGCUCACAAUUUUGAGUUACGGUCGCAAAAAUAGGACUAUUUCAUUUAUUUAAAUUAUAUGUGAGAAUGCGUUGAUUUUAAAAGCUUUCUUCUAAAUGUCUAGUGAAUAUUUUUGUUGCCCAUGCACAGACAGUAUGAGUUAGCAUCUCUUUAUAUGUUAUAACAGCAGCUUUUACGAGAAAAGAUUGAAUUGAAAUGUAGGUAAACAAAAUAAUCUCGAUAUUUUUGUUUCCUCUUUC
Neocloeon triangulifer is the source of this 2468-nucleotide messenger RNA. RefSeq names its product voltage-gated purine nucleotide uniporter SLC17A9 (gene MFS18). Gene Ontology annotation, biological process: transmembrane transport. The record is from RefSeq and is a predicted model, not a curated record. NCBI's taxonomy places the organism in Eukaryota, Metazoa, Arthropoda, Insecta, Ephemeroptera, Baetidae. Gene Ontology annotation, molecular function: transmembrane transporter activity. Bases 154 to 1530 code for a protein of 458 amino acids. The transcript has 8 exons.